This is a messenger RNA of Miniopterus natalensis, 5787 nucleotides long. RefSeq names its product carbamoyl-phosphate synthase 1 (gene CPS1). Gene Ontology annotation, molecular function: carbamoyl-phosphate synthase (glutamine-hydrolyzing) activity; metal ion binding; ATP binding. Lineage: Eukaryota; Metazoa; Chordata; Mammalia; Chiroptera; Miniopteridae. Gene Ontology annotation, biological process: 'de novo' pyrimidine nucleobase biosynthetic process; L-glutamine metabolic process. Gene Ontology annotation, cellular component: cytoplasm. The record is from RefSeq and is a predicted model, not a curated record.
UUCCUUCCGUGUUGGUGUUACCCUCGUCGGCGAGAUCCGUGCUGGCCGUAGGCAUGUCUGUAUUUCAGCUUGGGGAAGGUCAGGUGAACAGAGGAGUGCAUAUCGGGUACCUCAGCCCCAGACCAAGAAGUGGAAUCCAUCACAUCCCACGUUGUUCCGCUGGUGAACAGAGAGAGGAACCCAGGAGACUUGGGGAAGAGCGAAGUCACAAGAUGGAAAAGGCCUGGUGCCCUGAAUUACUACAUGGAUCAGAGUCAUCACAUCGACCUGUACUGGACUUCAUUCACAAAUCAACAUCUUCAAAAUGACGAGGAUUUUGACAGCUUGCAAAGUGGUGAAGGCCCUGAAGACUGGUUUUGGCUUUACCAAUGUGACUGCACAACAUCAAUGGAAAUUUUCAAGACCUGGCAUUAGGCUCCUUUCUGUCAAGGCACAGACAGCACACAUUGUCCUGGAAGAUGGAACUAAGAUGAAGGGUUACUCCUUUGGCCAUCCAUCCUCUGUUGCCGGUGAAGUGGUCUUUAAUACUGGCCUGGGAGGGUAUCCAGAAGCUAUUACUGACCCUGCCUACAAGGGGCAGAUUCUGACCAUGGUCAAUCCUAUUAUUGGGAACGGUGGAGCCCCUGACACUAUUGCACUGGAUGAAAUGGGACUUAGCAAAUACAUGGAGUCUGAUGGAAUUAAGGUUGCGGGUCUGCUGGUGCUGAAUUACAGUAACGACUACAACCACUGGCUGGCCACCAAGAGCCUAGGGCAAUGGCUGCAGGAGGAAAAGAUCCCUGCAAUUUAUGGAGUGGACACAAGAAUGCUGACUAAGAUAAUUCGGGAGAAGGGCACCACGCUUGGGAAGAUUGAAUUUGAAGGUCAGUCUGUGAAUUUCGAGGAUCCAAAUAAGCAGAAUUUGAUUGCUGAGGUUUCAACCAAGGAUGUCAAGGUGUUCGGCAAAGGAAACCCCACGAAAGUGGUAGCUGUAGACUGUGGGAUAAAAAACAAUGUAAUCCGCCUACUAGUCAAGCGAGGAGCUGAAGUGCAUUUGGUCCCCUGGAAUCAUGAUUUCUCCAAGAUGGAGUAUGAUGGGCUGUUAAUCGCCGGAGGACCUGGGAACCCAGCUCUUGCACAACCACUAAUUCAGAAUGUGAAAAAGGUUUUGGAGAGUGAUCGCAAGGAGCCAUUGUUUGGAAUCAGCACAGGAAAUUUAAUAAUAGGAUUAGCUGCUGGCGCCAAGUCCUACAAGAUGCCCAUGGCCAACAGAGGGCAGAAUCAGCCUGUUUUGAAUGUGACAAACAGACAGGCCUUCAUUACGGCUCAGAAUCAUGGCUAUGCCCUGGAAAACACCCUUCCUGCUGGCUGGAAGCCACUUUUUGUGAAUGUCAACGAUCAAACCAAUGAGGGGAUUAUGCAUGAAAGCAAACCCUUUUUCGGAGUGCAGUUCCACCCAGAGGUCAGCCCGGGGCCAACGGACACUGAGUAUCUGUUCGAUUCCUUUUUCUCGCUGAUAAAGAAGGGGAAAGGAACCACCGUUACAUCGGUUCUACCAAAGCCAGCCCUGGUUGCAUCUAGAAUUGAGGUUUCCAAAGUCCUUAUCCUGGGAUCGGGAGGUCUGUCCAUUGGCCAGGCCGGUGAAUUUGAUUACUCAGGCUCACAAGCUGUAAAAGCCAUGAAGGAAGAAAAUGUGAGAACUGUCCUGAUGAACCCAAACAUUGCGUCAGUACAGACCAACGAGGUGGGCUUAAAACAAGCAGAUUCUGUCUACUUCCUCCCCAUCACCCCUCAGUUUGUGACAGAGGUCAUCAAGGCGGAGCGGCCAGAUGGGUUAAUUCUAGGCAUGGGUGGCCAGACAGCUCUGAACUGUGGAGUGGAACUAUUCAAAAGAGGUGUGCUCAAGGAGUAUGGCGUGAAAGUCCUGGGGACCUCAGUUGAAUCUAUUAUGGCCACAGAAGACAGGCAACUGUUCUCAGACAAACUAAACGAGAUUAAUGAAAAGAUUGCCCCAAGCUUUGCAGUGGAAUCGAUUGAGGAUGCGCUGAAGGCAGCAGACUCCAUUGGCUACCCAGUGAUGAUCCGUUCUGCCUAUGCCCUGGGUGGGUUAGGCUCAGGCAUCUGUCCAAAUAAGGAGACCUUAGUGGACCUCAGCACAAAGGCCUUUGCUAUGACCAACCAGAUCCUGGUGGAGAGGUCAGUGACAGGUUGGAAAGAAAUAGAAUAUGAAGUGGUCCGAGAUGCUGAUGACAAUUGUGUCACUGUGUGUAACAUGGAGAAUGUUGAUGCCAUGGGCGUUCAUACAGGUGAUUCCGUUGUUGUGGCCCCCGCCCAGACGCUCUCCAACGCGGAGUUUCAGAUGUUGAGACGCACUUCCGUCAACGUGGUUCGCCACUUGGGCAUCGUGGGCGAAUGCAACAUUCAGUUUGCCCUUCAUCCCACCUCAAUGGAAUACUGCAUCAUUGAAGUGAAUGCCAGGCUGUCCCGGAGCUCUGCCCUGGCCUCGAAGGCCACUGGCUACCCAUUGGCAUUUAUUGCUGCAAAGAUUGCCCUAGGAAUCCCACUUCCAGAAAUCAAGAAUGUUGUAUCAGGGAAGACAUCAGCCUGCUUUGAACCUAGCCUGGAUUACAUGGUGACUAAGAUUCCUCGCUGGGAUCUUGAUCGUUUCCAUGGAACAUCUAGCCGAAUUGGUAGCUCUAUGAAGAGUGUAGGAGAGGUCAUGGCUAUUGGUCGCACCUUUGAGGAGAGUUUCCAGAAAGCCUUACGGAUGUGCCACCCGUCUAUAGAUGGUUUCACUUCCCGUCUCCCAAUGAACAAAGACUGGCCAUCCAACCUGGAUCUCAAAAGAGAGCUGUCUGACCCGUCCAGUACCCGCAUCUAUGCCAUCGCCAAGGCUUUGGAAGACAACAUGCCCCUUGAUGAGGUUAUGAAGCUUACAUCCAUUGACAAGUGGUUUUUGUAUAAGAUGCGUGACAUUUUAAACAUGGAAAAGACACUAAAAGGGCUUAACAGUGAGUCCCUCCCAGCAGAAACUCUGAAAAAGGCAAAGGAGAUUGGGUUCUCAGACAAGCAGAUUUCCAAAUGCCUCAAGCUGACCGAGGCCCAGACAAGGGAGCUGAGGUUAAAGAAAAACAUCCACCCUUGGGUCAAACAGAUUGAUACACUGGCUGCAGAGUACCCUUCAGUGACAAACUACCUCUAUAUUACCUACAAUGGUCAGGAGCAUGAUAUCAGUUUCGAUGACCAUGGAAUGAUGGUGCUGGGCUGUGGUCCAUAUCACAUUGGAAGCAGUGUGGAAUUUGAUUGGUGUGCUGUCUCCAGUAUCCGCACACUGCGUCAACUGGGCAAGAAGACUGUGGUGGUGAAUUGCAACCCUGAGACUGUGAGCACAGAUUUUGAUGAAUGUGACAAACUGUACUUUGAAGAGUUGUCUUUGGAGAGAAUCCUAGACAUCUACCAUCAGGAGGCCUGUGCUGGCUGCAUCAUAUCCGUCGGAGGCCAGAUCCCAAACAACCUGGCAGUCCCUCUGUACAAGAAUGGUGUUAAGAUCAUGGGCACGAGCCCUCUGCAGAUCGACAGGGCUGAGGACCGCUCCAUCUUCUCCGCAGUCUUGGAUGAGCUGAAGGUGGCCCAGGCACCCUGGAAAGCUGUGAACACUUUGAAUGAGGCAUUGGACUUUGCGAAGUCUGUGGGCUACCCCUGCUUGCUGAGACCUUCCUAUGUUUUGAGCGGGUCUGCCAUGAAUGUGGUGUUCACCGAGGAUGAGAUGAAAAAGUUCCUGGAGGAAGCCACUAGAGUCUCUCAGGAACACCCCGUGGUGCUGACAAAAUUUGUUGAGGGGGCCCGGGAAGUAGAAAUGGAUGCGGUCGGCAAAGAAGGAAGAGUUAUCUCCCAUGCCAUGUCUGAACACGUGGAAGAUGCAGGCGUCCACUCCGGAGACGCGACCCUGAUGCUGCCCACACAGACCAUCAGCCAAGGAGCCAUUGAGAAGGUGAAGGAUGCUACCCGAAAGAUUGCAAAGGCUUUUGCCAUCUCUGGACCAUUCAAUGUCCAAUUUCUUGUCAAAGGAAAUGAUGUCUUGGUGAUUGAGUGUAACCUGCGAGCAUCUCGAUCCUUCCCCUUUGUUUCCAAGACACUCGGGGUAGACUUCAUUGAUGUGGCCACCAAAGUGAUGAUUGGAGAGAGCAUCGAUGAGAAGCCUCUUCCAACAUUGGAACAUCCCAUCAUUCCUGCUGACUAUGUUGCAAUUAAGGCUCCAAUGUUUUCUUGGCCCCGGCUGAGGGAUGCUGACCCCAUUCUGCGAUGUGAGAUGGCUUCCACUGGAGAGGUGGCUUGCUUUGGAGAAGGUAUUCACACAGCUUUCCUAAAGGCAAUGCUUUCCACAGGAUUUAAGAUCCCCCAGAAAGGCAUCCUGAUUGGAAUCCAGCAAUCAUUCCGUCCGAGAUUCCUUGGGGUGGCCGAACAAUUACACAAUGAAGGUUUCAAGCUCUUUGCCACGGAAGCCACGUCAGACUGGCUCAAUGCCAACAAUGUCCCCGCCACCCCUGUGGCAUGGCCAUCUCAGGAAGGACAGAAUCCCAGCCUCUCUUCCAUCAGAAAGCUGAUUAGAGACGGCAGCAUUGACCUGGUGAUUAACCUCCCCAACAACAACACGAAGUUUGUCCACGAUAAUUAUGUGAUUCGGAGGACAGCCGUCGACAGCGGAAUUGCUCUCCUCACUAACUUCCAGGUGACCAAACUUUUCGCUGAGGCCGUGCAGAAGUCUCGCACUGUGGACUCCAAGAGUCUUUUCCACUACAGGCAGUCCAGUGCCGGGAAGGGGGCAUAGAGAAGUGGAGGCCCGGCUCCCUUCCUGAACCAAGGAACUGAUUCCCACCUUCCUUUCCCAGAGAUGAACACAGACACCAGACUUUAUUUCAGUUUACUCAGUUACGCCUUAAUGUUCUUUUCUUUCACCAUUAAAUUGUCGUCAGUCACUUUUCAAAAACCUUGCAUAGAGAGUCCUUCCUAAGUAACCUGUUCUUCGCGAGAAUGCAUUCCUCUGUUGUGCCUCACUUUGGGUGGGCUAAGCUUCCCCACGCUUCCUCGCAGCUAACAUUUGAUGGUGCUGAUUAAGGGUAAUCAAGGUAGGAAACGUUGCUUCUCUGUCUCCUGAACUCUUUCUCUGUGCACUUCACAGACACUACUGUCAUUGUUUGAAAAUAGCCGCCACACUCAGGACCCUUUCACCAGGCAGAAUGCUCUAAAGAUUUGAUAAAAUGAAGCACGGAUCUAAUUUAUGAAGCCCUUCAUCAUGAUGCCUGUUUGCUGUUCCUUUUUAGUAAUCCUUGUAUCUGGCCCACCCAGGAAUAUCGUCAUCCCUUCCCACAGUGCUGAAUUUGAGAAGUGUGACUGAGGUCUUUAAGGAACAGAUUUCUUUAAAGGACACUAGUUUGCAGUUUUGGGUUUUGGAGUAUGUCAGCAGAGGGUAGAUACCGCUGAGGCAGGUUUAUUCCUGUUGUUCUUUGGAGUUUUAACCUGAGCCAACUGAAAUCUUCAGAUUUAUGCCACCUCCCUGCCCUCCCCCACUUCCUGCCAAUUUUCGAUACACUUGGGAGUUACAUUCAUUCCCUUCAGACUAUGGAUUCUGAUGAUCUACUGAGGCCCACGCUGCACUGUGAGUCGCACACAUUUUAAGCACAAGGUCCCCUUUCCUCCCGCAUACAAGAGAAGCCCUUCCUUCAAGGCAGCCUUUGUAUCUUUAAACUUUUUGUGUUAUUACAAGUGCUCUAAUUGUGAACUUUUAAAUAAAAUACUGUUAAGAGGCAA